CCAGCUAUAAAAAAUAAAUAUUGUCAAUUUCAAAUAAGAAAAAUAAUGAUGUGUGACCUUGAUUAGUGAUGUAUCAAAACAAUCGUUGCCAAUUUUAUUGUUAAAUACGGUUGCUUGCUGGCGCCACAAGAAAAGAAAAAACUAAAUUCCCCAGAAUGUUAUUUACUUUGUAAACAACAACCAACUGUGACUGUCACACAUUUAUAUAAGUACUAAGGUGAAAGACAAACCAUGGCGCAUUUGAAUUCCAAUAUCGCCAUCUAUGAUUUGAACAACAAAGUAUACAAAAUAACUAUAUAAAUAAAUGUAUACAAAUAAUUUAUUUAUAAUGAUACCUUUAUCAUUUGCAUUUCUUUUGAUGAGUCAAAAUUGUAAUUAAAAGUAACUGAAUAUCUGUGUAUACAAGUAAUGUUGCAUACAUAUUCUGCCAUACAAAAGAUUACUCUGUUUCUUUUGUUCACAUGUAUUUCAAAUACGCAUUCCUUCUUUUUUUCGUGGAAAAUGGAAAAUAUGCCAUCUAUAGUUUUCUUAGGCAACGACAGGUAGGUAAGGAGAAAAGGUAGGGUUUCAGUAAACUAUCGUAUCGGCGCACGGAUAAAAACGUAAUAAUUAAUACGCCUAAACCUUCCUCAAAGAUUACACUAUCUAUUGGUAAAAACCGUAUGAAAAUACGUGAAGUGUAGGUGUUUAUUGCGAACAGAGAGACAGGCAGACGAGGCAGAAAACUUCGUUGUGUAAUAUGUAAGGGUAUGGAUAAAUAGACAAGUCGAUUCACUUGUUAAUCGAUAUAUUGAAUGCAUGACAUGAUCCACUCUAGAUGACAAUGACACGUUGACGUGUAUGACAGCUAGCCUAGCUUUCACAUUAAGUCCAAAGUACCGAGGUAGGUACUAUUAAUUAAAGCCUUAAAGAACCUACUCCAAAAAUUGCGAAACGAACAGUUUAAUUUUAUACCGUUCCGUCGUUAACUGUAGAAGGUGCUCAGCACAAAAGGAAACUUACUGCAAUUGUAAGUUCGAUUAAGUCGGUUUCGAGCGCCACCGUUUCGCACGUGAAUACCACGAGUAGAUAGAGUGAGUACGCUCGUGGCAGCGGUCGCGGACAGUCGCAGUCGUCAGAUCACAGGGACACAGACAUGGAAGAGCAAGUGAAACUGUUCACCCGCGAGGAGCUGAAGUCCCGCAAUACUCGCAACGACGCCAUCCUCAUCAUCCACAACGGCGUUUACGACAUCAGCAAGUUCCUAGAAGAGCACCCUGGCGGCGAGGAGGUGCUACUGGAGCAGGCUGGACAGGACGCCUCGGAACCUUUCGAGGAUGUCAGCCACAGCUCCGACGCCAGAUCGCUGAUGAAGAAAUACAAAAUCGGCGAGCUGGUGGAAGCUGACAGAACGGAGAGCAAGCCUGCCUACUCGGCCGACUGGAACGACCAGGCGCAGGAGCAGGGCAACACAUGGACCGCGUGGUUGGCGCCGUUGCUUGCGGGGAUAGCUGCCACCAUCCUCUACCGCUACCUGUUUGCGUAGUCCCUAACGCCUGCAACGCUGCACGCCUCGCCCCAAGCUCGAUGUUCAGCAAAACUGACGAUAUCAGUGCUCAUUUUUGUUUCAUAAAUAUCAGUUAAGCUCAUUACAAAUGACCUAAGCCAGACCCAACCACCAAAAUCAAACCUAUUGACAUGAUAAAAACUUCGUAUUUGCAAGUUGUAGUGUGUUAGUUUGAUUAGUAAUUUGUAUUUUUUCCGUAUGUACUGAUUAAUUUCAGAACUUGUUAAUCGUAAUUUGUUAAUAACUAGCAAGUAAUAAAAUGUUGGUUGAUUCGCCGCAGGGGCAAGGGUGAUUUGGCGAUAAGAUGCAUUUAAUUUGUGGAAAAGAUAAUUAUUUGUGAAAGUGUACAAUAUAUGGUAUGUUAUAGUAAUUAUUUUGCAUAUAACAAAUACUAUUUACACUUUACAUAUUAAGUUACCUUUAAGAAUAUUUACAAAGACCUUAAAUGGCACACAUUUUAAAGUAUUUACACGUAUGCAUGUGGUUUGUAAAUACCAAUCUAAAAUUAUUUAUUUUAAUGCAGAUUUUGGGAUAUGGGUAAUUUAUGAGACGUCUAUUUUAAUUAUAAUUCAUUCAGAUUUCAAUGGAAAAUCUACCUGGAGCCUGCGUUCUGUUCGCCGUGUAUAUUUUUUGGGAUCUUUAAUCGAUUCGAACAGGGUAAAUGGCGAAUUUAUUAAUAUCCUUCCAAAAUUAUUUCGCCAGGUCAAUACCAUUUGCAGGUAGGUAGUUUAUAAAAAAUAACACAAGUUAAUAUUACAAAGAUUUAUAUAUUAUUGUAUUUACGCUUCUCAUGCUCAAGACGUAAGAGAGAUCACAUUUUGUAUGUAAUUGUUUGCAAGUGCCCUUGUAUCGUACCUGCAUGCAGGUAUGUUAUACCUUAUACCUAAGUUUUAACUGGAUAAAUAAGAAAAUCUUAUAAUAUUAGUUCUAUUAGCGGAAGUGCAAGGCGUUUUGUAUUGAAUACACACCUCGCGUGUUUGUCUAUUAAAAUUACACGACAGGCGUGUCUUCGGCCAAAUCGAUAUUUGUGAAGUGUAUAAGUGUAUAUCAUGGGGUCUUACGGGUAGUUUGUACAAGUCCUAUAUUUAGGAUUUCGAGUUUCGUGUGCCUUGUCCCUUUUGCUUGAAGCAGUAUAUUUGCACGUACGAUGUACAGAGAGAUUUAAAACCAGAAGUCCUACGCUACUGGCUUGAUACGACCUACGGAAUGUAACUAAGUAUAAAUAUAAUGAUCGAUUAUUGAAUAUGCGAGUAUAUUUUAUACAUAAUUAAGUUGAGAGAUAUUUGCAUUUUAUUCGGGCCAGGCCUCAUAUUCAUUAUCGUGAAUUACAGUUGGCUACUAGUUGUUAACCUGUAGAAAAACGAAUAAAUUCAAUACGUGGUAACAGAUAGACAUAGGUAGGUUUUUUAUUAUUGACUCAAGAUAAUGAAUAGAGUGGUGGGCGACGAUUCUACGCUGUGACUGUGACGUCAAUUAUAAUCUAUACUAUUAUUAUAAAAAGAUAAGUGUUUGUGAGUUUGUAUGUUUGAGGCGGGUAAUCUCCGAAACUACCGAACGUAUUUCAAAAAUUCUUUCACCAUUAGAAAGGUAAAUCAUCCAAGAUUGCUAUAGGCUAUAUUUUAUCUCAAAAUUCCCACGGGAACGAAGCCCCGGGCAACAUUUAGUUAUUUAUAUGUUUCAUGUUCAUGUAUGUAAUAGCACAAAUGAAAAACGUAAGCUAAUGUACAAAUACUUUAUUUAACUGACGAUAAUGACUGAUGACACAUGCUCUACGCUGCUUCCUUGACUGCCAUUUAUUAUAUACAAGCACACAAUGGUGAUUAAUUUACCUUUCAUAUAAAAUGCAUUUUAUGGUACCUAUUUAAUUGGUGUUCUGUAAAUUAUUAACGAGACAUUAAGCAACAUUGUACGCCAUGGGCUAUUUAACGUUUAUACCUCAUAAAAACUAAAAUUACAUUCAUUAACAUACAAUGUAGUUAAGUACUUGAAUGCUGAUAAAAACUCAACAAAAACUUAAGGCCUAACAAGCAUGUGUGAUUGUCCUUUGCAUGUGUGUAUGUGUCUAUCACACUAUCGUUGUCACGUGAACUCAACCCUGCCUUGACAUUCAGAAAGUUCAAGAUGCCAAUGUGCAAGAUUAUAUUAUAAAUCAAUGUUAUAGUAGCGCCACCUUGUCUGAUCCAGUGGUAUAUUCUGGAACUAAUGCUAUAUAAUAAUUUUAUCUUGUGACAAUUCCUGCCAAAUUAGAAUGGAUACAUGUGGUGCACCCAACCAAUGCUGUUACAGAAUUCCUUCGCACACUGUGUUGAAGUUUAAUUUUGUUAUGUAUUUUAUAUAAAUGAGAACAAAUGUAA
This is a messenger RNA of Plodia interpunctella (Indianmeal moth), 3900 nucleotides long. Its product is annotated as cytochrome b5. The transcript has 4 exons. The record is from RefSeq and is a predicted model, not a curated record. Lineage: Eukaryota; Metazoa; Arthropoda; Insecta; Lepidoptera; Pyralidae. Gene Ontology annotation, cellular component: membrane; intracellular membrane-bounded organelle. Gene Ontology annotation, molecular function: heme binding. Bases 1136 to 1525 code for a protein of 129 amino acids.